CCUCGCGACCGAUACCCUCAGUUUGCGAUACAUCUCCCACAUGGACACUAGCUACUGGUGUGUAACUGAAAGUGUGUACUGUAUAGAGUCGUUAUAUUCAUCCCCAACUGUGGUAUCUACAACAGAACCCGCUAUCUCCUUCAUCUCGAUGUCUGUCUGACUCAUUCGUUCCCUUUCUACUCGAGUGCUGGUCCCUAUUUUCGACGUUUCGGCGCAUUCAAGGUCGUGUUCACUUUCAUCUCAUGUUUGUAGUAACAAGCUGACUAGUCUACUACUGUGGAUUUUUGCAAUACCGUGAACUUGAAAGAUCCAUUCAGACAAAUUUUUAUAUUCAUUAUAUUAAAAUUAUUUAUUUUUACUAUAAAGUUUUCUUAAUUAAUUACUUACUUGUGCGGAAAUCAGGACUAUUGAUUUUAGUGCCGGUAAAUUUGUUACAGGACUUAGUAGAAGGAUAUUUUUAAAAAUUAAUUUUAUUAAAAAUGGAAUUAAAAGGGAAAGUUGCUUUAGUUACUGGGGGAUCUUCGGGAAUCGGCAGAGCUUUUGUUGAAGAAUUACUCAAUCAAGGAGCUAAGGUUACGAUAUGUGAUAUUAAUGCCGAAGAAGGUGAAAAAUUAGCAAAUGGGUUGGCACUUAGACACGGUAAAGAUCGUGUUAUUUAUUGUCAGUGUGAUGUUACUGAUUAUCCUCAAUUUGAAGAAUCAUUCAGAAUAACAAUUUCAACAUUUGGUCAUAUUGAUAUUCUUAUCAAUAAUGCAGGGAUCAUGAAUGAUAGAUUUUGGGAGCUUGAGGUCGACAUUAAUCUCAAUGGAGUAAUUCGGGGUACGAUGUUGGCACAGCGAUAUUUAGGAAUAGACAAGGGUGGCCGCGGGGGUGUUGUGAUAAACACGGGCAGCAAUGUGAGUUUGAAUCCAUACGUAAGUGUCCCGAUAUAUUCGGCAACGAAGGCGGCAAUUGUCAGUCUCACCCGAGCAUUUGGUGACAAAUAUCACGUGGAUCUCACUGGAGUUAAAGUGAUGUCUUUGUGUCCAAGUGCGACAGACAGCAAUCUUGUUCGUGAUGUGGGCAAACAAUUGCUAUCACCUAGAUACGAAGACGCUUGGCGUCGUGAUACCGCCUCCUGCAUUCCACAAAAAGCUGAACAUGUGGCCAAAGCAUUAACACACGUGCUGACAAACGGAAAGAGCGGAAGUGUUUGGCUCGUAGAAAACAGCCAACCCGUUCGUGAAAUAGUCUUCCCGAAGCAUUAAACUAAAAAAUAAUAAAAUAACUCAUUUAAAUUUUAAAAGUAUGUUAAGUAAAAAAAUAUCACAUUUGAUAAAAAAAUUUUGAGACAUUCCUCGCUUCACCUGCUGAAUAAAUCCUGCCGUUUUAUACACCGUCGAUAAAUUUUUUAAGGAAAGUAAGCGAUUAUCUACUCCGCCCAAACGGACUCCCGAGCUCAUAAAUUUGAAUUUUUAAAUUUUCAUCAUUCGCAUUGAUAUUUUGCAACAAACCAAACUUAUUUAUAAUAAUAAGUGUUUAAAAAAAAAUUAUAAUAAUUAAUUACUUUUUCAGACAGUGUCCCCCCACUUUUUCAAAGUAUUCUUUAGGAACUUUUUUUACAGUUGUCAUCAAUUAGGAGUUAAACAAAAUUUCAGGCGAUGUCAAUUUUAGAAUUCGAAUUUUCAGAUUUCGUAGGCUAAAAUUUAUUACCCGAUUUCGUUUGACAUCAAAUUGAUGACAACUGUAAGUAAUUUUUUCUUAAUUAAUUAAUAAAAUUUACUACAUUUAUGACCGUUCAAGGUCAUUGAAUAUUUAUAAAAAGUGAGGGAAGAUAUUGUCUGAGAAUGUUUUUAAAGUGAACAGAGAGGAAGUAACUUUUAUUAAUGAUAGAUUAAUUAAAAGAAAAAAAAAGUGAUUUUUUAUGCGGCUAUAGCUAUAAUUGUUUGGAAAGUCAGUCACUGGCCUAUAAAUAAUAGGCGAACAAACUUCCGAGUCUAUAGUCAAGACGUCGAGACGUUUAAAACUAACUGACGCUAUUUAUAAACUUUUUUUAUAUUUAAAAAUUUAAACUUAAGUUUUUUUAGUAUAAAUUUUUUAUAUAUUGUUAUUAUUGUACAUUAUCUAGUCAUUGAAGUAAGUAAAAAAAUUGUUGGCUCGAUAUUAUCUUAUAAUAAUAAUUAUUAUUAUUAUUAUUUGCUCGGUUUGUAUGCGUGGUAUAAAAAAUAAAAAAAU
Microplitis demolitor is the source of this 2214-nucleotide messenger RNA. RefSeq names its product 15-hydroxyprostaglandin dehydrogenase [NAD(+)]. The transcript is spliced from 5 exons. The record is from RefSeq and is a predicted model, not a curated record. Gene Ontology annotation, molecular function: oxidoreductase activity, acting on the CH-OH group of donors, NAD or NADP as acceptor. Gene Ontology annotation, cellular component: cytoplasm. The coding region runs from base 480 to 1247 and encodes 255 amino acids. Lineage: Eukaryota; Metazoa; Arthropoda; Insecta; Hymenoptera; Braconidae.